CUCCGCAACCAGUGGCACCAGCUCGUCCUCUGUCCGUUAUCAAGGCUGGACAGCAUCUCAUCUCCGUCCUCGUAUGUGCUUAUAGUCGAUGCUCUUGAUAAGUGCGAUGGCGAGGGCGAUAUUCGCAUAAUUCUACAACUCUUAACUGAAGCUCGAAUGUUAAAGACAGUCCGGCUUCGGGUCUUUCUAACGAGCAGACCUGAAAUUCCAAUCCGACAAGGCAUGUAUCGUAUCCCGCAAUCCGAACACCAGGACUUCGUACUCCAAAAUAUCCCGUCGACGAUUAUUAACUAUGACAUCUCUAUAUUCCUAGAACACAAUCUG
Hyaloscypha bicolor E is the source of this 324-nucleotide messenger RNA. RefSeq lists its product as uncharacterized. The record is from RefSeq and is a predicted model, not a curated record. NCBI's taxonomy places the organism in Eukaryota, Fungi, Ascomycota, Leotiomycetes, Helotiales, Hyaloscyphaceae. The transcript has a single exon. The annotation marks the transcript as partial.